Molecule: messenger RNA, 839 nt
Organism: Solanum lycopersicum (tomato)
Lineage: Eukaryota; Viridiplantae; Streptophyta; Magnoliopsida; Solanales; Solanaceae
Source: RefSeq, a predicted model, not a curated record
AAUUCCAAUAUUACCCUCAAUUACAAAAAAAAGCCCUAGAUCUAAGUUUCCUUUUCAUUUUCUUUCUUCUUCUUCCUUCUAGAUCUGUUUAUCUCCUCUUUUCUUUCCUCCAUCUCUGCACACAUUUCUCCACCAUUUCAGUAGCUAACGUGAGUCAUAAUGUGCGAGGGUGCUAUCCCAAAACUCGGUACCACCAUCCACAUCUCCGCGCUCGAUGGGAUCAUCAACGUUAACUCCCUUUUCACGCUAGCCGUGUUCAUCGGGCUAGCUUGGAACCCACAUGAUCAAGGUAAUAGUCUCUCUCAGGACUCGAGUUGUAUCGCGGAGCCCAAGGUUGUGGAGGACCUUGUAGCCUUUCAUGUGUACUCAUUUAGUUGUUUCCUCUUUUCUAGCCUCAUUGCCUUGUGUCUUAAGCAAGCUAUUCGUCUGGCUAAGUCAGCACACUUCCCAACCGUCUUCACGGUUGACUUAGCCCUAAUCAACAAAACCGCCCUACGGGUCGGGUACUUGGUCUCGGCUGCGGGAUCGGUUCUCGGGUCGGUUUUUUUGAUGCUAGGUUUGAUCAAUGUGGUUCAAAUCAAACUUGGAAUUUUGGGGUGUGGGAGUAUGCAUACUUAUGGAGCUAUUAUUCCUCUUGUGAUUUUUGUGCCAUUAGGGCUACUUAUUUAUGUUUGUACUGUUUUUUAUGCUUUCACUCGUUAAUUUGAUCAAUGUAUAAUUAAUUAAUUAAUCGAUACAUUUACAAAAAAAAUUAACUAUAUUUUCUAUCACCCCUAAAUGCUAACUUGGACAUUGUAUAAAUAUCUCAAUUUGAUAUUUUAAAGUUUAUUUGUGUCUUC